AUGGAUAUGCCCUUCCCCCGUAGCAUUGCUGGCCCGACAGCAUUGCGAGCACAACUUUGUAUCUCGGGCGGCCGGGGAGAUGCAAACAUUCGCACCUCCAUACAUCACACCUUGGUAGCACAAGCAAGCGACACAACAACGAUACAAAGUCAGCAGCAGGAGCACGGCUCUGCCCGCUACUGCAGCAGCCACGCGCGCUGCGCGAGCACAGAGGCGGCGUGGAGGAAGCGUGCGCGAGCCCCGCCGUGUGGAGGCAGAGAAGGUCUGGUGUCGCUGCCCCGGCACGCGACAGCGUACGGGUCCGGCCAAACAGCCUGGCGCGUGCGGGCGUGGCGAGUUACCGGCGGCGCACGCCCACGUCAACACGGGAGCACGCGGCCCGGCGGUAUGGGAACACGCACAGUCAACGCGCAGCCCAGUCGGCCACGGGAGCGCGCGGAUCCUGCGGUGCGGGAAGUGGCCCCGGCACGUGAGGGUCGUGAUGCAGCCACGAAUCCAAAGUUACGUGGCUUCUAUAGGUUCCAGAAGGAGUAUUUUGAUGAGUUGGUUCAUAAGAAGAUCAUCAGGGUCAGCUGUGAGCAGAUUGAGGAGAUUGAGGAACCGAAAACUGUCAAAGAUGAGGGUGUGAAGGACCUGGAGAAGAAGUUGGAGAAAAUGAUGUGGAAAAUGAAUUGUUUCAUUGUUUGUCUUGCAAUUGUUGUAUUUGGUGUUUUAGUCAAAUCCAUUGUAAUGGCCUGA
This is a messenger RNA of Miscanthus lutarioriparius, 738 nucleotides long. The record is from the annotation of a GenBank genome assembly. NCBI's taxonomy places the organism in Eukaryota, Viridiplantae, Streptophyta, Magnoliopsida, Poales, Poaceae.